AGCAGCAGCAGCUGUUGUCGGGAGUGCGGACAUUCCUGAAAGUCUACUCCUCCAUUUCUCUUGCUAAGCUCGCUAAAUACAUGGAAGUUGAUGAGUCCACGCUAAGGACCAUAUUGUUAACAUACAAGCACAAGACCCAUUCAGUUGACUCCAAUGGUGGGAUCAUCUCCAAUGCAGACAUUGAUUUCUACAUGAACAAUGACAUGAUCUACGUUGUGGAACCAAAACCCGCAAAACGUUAUGGGGAUUUCUUCUUGCGGCAGAUUGCCAAGCUUGAAGGCGUGAUAAACGAUAUGGACCGCGUCAAACUGGAUUGAGGAAUUUUUCUGUGUUAUGCCUAUCCUCUUUGCCCAAUUGAUAUGUGUUUUUCUUUUUUUACUGGAGACAAAAACACUUUGAGAAGCUGUCUUCAUGUAGUCAAAAUGGUGUAGAUCGACUCUUUCUGGUGGAAACUGGAAUCAUCUAUGAAUUCGUGCCAUUUUACCAUUAAGUUUAUAUACAAUCUCUGAGUUUCAAUCAGAUUAUAUACAAUCUCUGAGUUUCAUGA
Camelina sativa (false flax) is the source of this 547-nucleotide messenger RNA. The record is from RefSeq and is a predicted model, not a curated record. NCBI's taxonomy places the organism in Eukaryota, Viridiplantae, Streptophyta, Magnoliopsida, Brassicales, Brassicaceae.